AUGAACAAGGUUCUUCAGUUAGGUCUCAAGAGCUCCGUCAUCAAUGUCGCCAAGUUUCUGGUGGUGCCUGUGAGGAGAUUAAGAAUCGGCGCAUCUAUUGUUGGUGUUGGAGUAAGGACUAUAAGUUUCAACACGAGGCUCAUGUCUAAUGAGACGGUCAAAUCUACACCUUCCUCUAUCUACAAGAGCAAGGGAAAAGAAGUCAAAUUAGUAGCAGCAGCUAGUGAUCAGAAUUGUCAUCAUCAAAUGGGAAGUGAUAGUGAUAGAGAUGAAAUGCAAAAGGCAAUUGAGACGAUGACGGUUCAAGAGCUUAAAGCCACAUUGAGGAAACUAGGACUACCUGUGAAAGGACUUAAACAAGAACUUAUCUCCACUUUACGACUUCAUAAGGACAGAGAUGGAAGUUGUGGUGCAGAAACAAAUGAAGCUACUUCAUCCACCCGUUUACAAAGUGUCACCAUCAAAAGAAAGAUGAGAAAUCAGCAAGAGUCUCCUGAAGAUGACUCUGAAGCUUAUGGCAAUGAUCAUGGAGAGAGACGAGUCAAACAGUCUACUGACAAAAAGUUGAAAGCUAAAGUUUCUUCAAAAACUAUCUCAAAUGAAAAAGGUAAGAAGAAAUCUCUGUUGAAAGAGGAAGAAGCAUCAUCAAUGACCAUAUCUAGCGAAGUCCUUAAAGUCGAUGAAAUCAUCUCAUCCUCAAGUCAAAGUGAACCAUGGACUGUACUAGUUCAUAAGAAGCCUGAGAAAGACUGGAAAGCUUAUGAUCCAAAGACAAUGAGACCUCCUCCUCUACCGGAAGGUACCAAGUCUGUGAAGAUCAUGACUUGGAAUGUUAAUGGACUGAGAGCUUUGUUGAAGUUAGAGAACUUCUCUGCUCUCCAGCUUGCCCAAAGAGAAAACUUCGAUGUCUUGUGCUUGCAGGAGACUAAAAUCCAGGUGAAGGAUGUUGAGGAGAUUAAGAAAACUCUCAUUGAGGGCUAUGAUCAUAGUUUCUGGUCCUGUAGCGUCUCAAAGCUUGGUUACUCUGGAACUGCGAUCAUCUCACGGAUAAAACCGCUCUCGGUUAGAUAUGGUACUGAUGUAUCUGGAUCGGAUCAUGACAUGGAAGGACGCAUUGUGACUGUUGAAUUCGACUCCUUCUACUUGAUAAGCACAUACGUCCCUAAUGCCGGAGAUGGCUUGAAAAGACUGUCAUACAGGGUUGAAGAAUGGGAUCGAACUCUCAGCAGUUACAUCAAAGAGCUGGAGAAGUCUAAACCUGUAGUCUUGACUGGUGAUCUAAACUGUGCUCAUGAAGAAAUCGACAUCCACAAUCCCGCGGGGAACAAAAGAAGUGCUGGUUUUACAAAAGAAGAAAGAGAAUCAUUUGGAGCAAACUUCUUAGACAAGGGCUUUGUAGAUACCUUUAGGAAACAGCAUCCUGGUGUUGUAGGUUACACUUAUUGGGGUUAUCGCUAUGGUGGCCGCAAAACCAACAAAGGAUGGAGACUGGACUACUUCUUGGUGUCUGAAUCAAUCGCAGCAAAUGUCCAUGAUUCUUACAUUCUCCCUGAUAUCAACGGCAGUGAUCAUUGCCCCAUUGGCCUUAUUCUCAAGCUCUGA
This is a messenger RNA of Microthlaspi erraticum, 1602 nucleotides long. The record is from the annotation of a GenBank genome assembly. NCBI's taxonomy places the organism in Eukaryota, Viridiplantae, Streptophyta, Magnoliopsida, Brassicales, Brassicaceae.